AUGUCCGCCCCGGCAGAGGUGCGAUCGCGUUCGUCGUCGUCGUCGUCGUCGUCCACGCCGCGCCCCGCGCGCGACGAGAUCCCGUCGUCUCGUCCUCUCUCGCGCCCGCCCUCCCCUCCCGCUGACCGACGCCGCCGUUCCCCGCAGGCGCCGAAGACCGAAGCACCGCCCGCGGAGAGGGUGAUCACCACGGAGCUCAUACAAAAGUACCUCGACGAGAACCAGAGCCUCAUCCUCGCCAUCUUGGAGAACCAGAACGUCGGCAAGCUGAGCGACUGCGCGACGUACCAGACGCGGUUGCAGCAAAACUUGAUGUACCUCGCCGCGAUCGCGGACGCGCAGCCGUCGCAGAACGCGGCGGCGGCGGCGGCGGCGGCCGCGCCAAAGUGA
Messenger RNA from Micromonas pusilla CCMP1545, 390 nucleotides. RefSeq names its product gif-like protein. NCBI's taxonomy places the organism in Eukaryota, Viridiplantae, Chlorophyta, Mamiellophyceae, Mamiellales, Mamiellaceae. The transcript has a single exon. The record is from RefSeq and is a predicted model, not a curated record. The coding region runs from base 1 to 390 and encodes 129 amino acids.